UGCAGCAACUUGGAGAUUUAGAGAUUAGAUUGAAUAAUGAUUUAAAUAAUAUAUAUAUUAUUAAGCUCAGCAUUUGUUUUAGCAUGUUCAUCUGAACAAUAAGAAUGUGUGAAUCAAUUAUAUUCCUUUCAAUUUGAAGUGUUUGGUAAGGUUUAAGGAGUCUAUUUCAGAAAAUUUACUUAACUCAAAGCAUAAGAGUUGGAUUUGGUUGGCUGGGUACAAAACACUAAGAAAGGCACAGUCAUAGGAAUAGCUUAAGGAAGAAGAACUAAUGAGUUGAAGGAGUGGUUACAAAAUACAGGGAGUCCUAAAAGCAUCAUAAAGAAGACAGAAUUCAAGAACGAUAAAAUAAUAGAUGAAUUAGAAUAUGAUCAAUUUGAUAUCAUUAAAUGA
Messenger RNA from Paramecium octaurelia, 393 nucleotides. The record is from the annotation of a GenBank genome assembly. NCBI's taxonomy places the organism in Eukaryota, Ciliophora, Oligohymenophorea, Peniculida, Parameciidae.